Messenger RNA from Emericellopsis atlantica, 1425 nucleotides. RefSeq names its product Elongator complex protein 4. Lineage: Eukaryota; Fungi; Ascomycota; Sordariomycetes; Hypocreales; Bionectriaceae. The transcript is spliced from 2 exons. The coding region runs from base 130 to 1287 and encodes 385 amino acids. Gene Ontology annotation, biological process: tRNA wobble uridine modification. The record is from RefSeq and is a predicted model, not a curated record. Gene Ontology annotation, cellular component: cytoplasm; transcription elongation factor complex; elongator holoenzyme complex.
ACAUCGAUUUUUACGACUCAACGAUUGAUGUCGCAGAGCUCUACGAUGAACAGUUAUUUUUGUGAGCUCAAAUAAGUCAUUGGACGCCAGAUCGGAAUACUUUUCCUUUUCCCAUAAGCAGGUGCAACAAUGUCCUUUCGAAAGCGCAACGUCGUAAUUGGAACCGCGAACAACACCAGUGCCUUGCCAGCAGCCCGCGAAGGGAAAUCGUUGGCAGUCGGUGUAAGACCAUCUCCUCUUGAUGGGAGGCUCACUACAUCGACCGGAACCUCCUCCCUCGAUCAGCUCCUUGCCGGUCAUGGCGGCUUGCCUCUGGGUACCUCACUCCUAGUUCAAGAGGCUGGCACGACGGAUUUUGGUGGCACUUUGCUCCGAUAUUACGCAGCAGAGGGUCUAGUGCAAGGACACCAGGUCCAUGUUCUCGGCUAUGGAGACACUUGGAGAAAAGAGUUACCCGGACUUGAAACCGGAAAGGGGAAGUCGAAGUCGUCCGUCCAGAAGGGUUCGACAGCGACGGAUGAUAAGAUGAAAAUCGCUUGGAGAUAUGAGACCUUGGGGAACUCGAGUAAGAGACCCGGCCCAGCGAAGGAGUCAUCGCCAUCAUCACUGCCAAAUCUUGGGGAGCACCCCUUCUGUCAUUCCUUCGACCUCACAAGACGUCUCGAAAGUACAGAAAUCAAAGGGCAGGUACAUACUACUUUGGUAAAUGACUCCUUCGGCAAGGCAACAGCCUCCCCGUUGCGAAAGUUCCUCGCCGAGCUCUCCUCCAAGGUCCAGUCGAUGGGGCCAAACACGGUUCAUCGUGUCGUGUGCCCUGGCCUCUUGUCACCGACACUUUACACACCGUCGGCUCGUCGACCACGGGAGGUCUUGCAGUUCAUUCAUGGUCUACGGGCUCUCCUACGCAGAUACCCGACCCAGCUCACGGCAAUCGUGACAAUGCCUAUCACGCUGUUCGCACGCUCCGCGGGCCUCACGCGAUGGUUAGAAGUACUCUUCGAUGGCGUAUUCGAACUGGUCCCUCUUCAGCACCAAAGUCAGAUGGCUCUAGAGCCUGGGAAAGAGGACAAGUCACAGGGCCUCUUGCGUGUGCAUAGCUUGCCAAUCUUUCAUGAGAAAGGUGGAGGGCUCGAGGGCUCUUGGGUCAGGGAGGACCUAUCCUUCAAGCUCAGCGCAUCGAGUGGACUGGUGAUUACACCAUACAGUCUUCCUCCUGUGGGUGAGGAAGAUGAAGCCUCGGGUGCUGCGAACACUCCGGACGACAAGAAAGAAAAGCUUGAAUUUUGAAGACUGUCGAAAGACUGGCAACCGCUGCACGUUGAAAUUUACAGGGUAGGCAAGUUGACCACAUCCGUCAGCACCGGAGCCUUGACCGAAACGAUUUGUCCGCCGCCGGCUCCGCCAAACAUCUGACGAAUCACGGGG